AGCUCCUGAUGAAGUAAAAGGGUAUUGGUGUAAGGGAAGGAACAGCCAUUGUGCAGGGCAGGUCAGCCUGGUUGGAUUUAAACUUUCAUGUAUGGAUCAAAAAGUCCAGAGGUUAAAGACUGAGUCUUGCAUUGUUUUUUGAACACUUGCUUUCACAGCUCUUGAGCAUAUUUGUAAUUUGUGCCCCACCUAACUUCCUUCAGCUGUUCUCCCUGAUGUGGAGUGCUUCCCUUUCCUGUGUGACUUUUCCUCUCUUCAUUCCAUUUCCACAGCAAUCAGGACUUUAUGAAUAUAAAAUCUUUGGUGGUCUUGCUGAAAUUCCCCCAAAAUUGUGUGCAGAUGUCUACAUGGACUUGGAUUUCAGAAAAAAGUGGGAUCAGUAUGUUAAAGAACUGUAUGAGGAAACACAUGAUGGUGAAAAAGUAAUCUACUGGGAAGUGAAGUACCCUUUUCCUCUCUCAAACAGAGAUUAUGUCUAUAUUCGGGAAUGCCGGGAGAUGGAUGUGGAUGGGAGGAAGAUCUGGGUUGUGUUAGCAAAAAGUGUGGCUGUUCCUCAGUGCCCUGAAAAGCCUGGUAUUAUCAGAGUUAAAAGCUAUAAACAAAGCCUGGUAAUUGAAAGUGAUGGCAAGGCUGGAUGUAAAGUCUAUAUGUACUAUUUUGAUAAUCCUGGUGGCAUGAUUCCAUCCUGGCUGGUCAACUGGGCUGCCAAGAGUGGUGUGCCUGCUUUCUUGACGGAUAUACAAAAAGCUUGCCUUAAUUAUUCUAAGAGCACAUAGGUGUUGAGAUUUAUCUUAAUUAUUUAAUUCCUAGAUCUCUGCUCUUACAGGAGCAGCUGUUAUAUAUAUUACACUGUAUAAAAUCUACCUCUAAUAUUGGGAAAAAUUAUUUUAGUUGAGUUAUGCAUUGAGUUUUACUAGAUUUUUUUUCCAUCCCCAACUGAAGAGCUGACCACUGGCAAGGUAGCACCAACAUCAGCUGCAGCUUUUGAAAGUACUCAAGUUUAGCCUUGUUCCCCAUGCUUUGCUUAUGCUGCUUGUCAGGUGUCAACUAGAGGCGUUCUGUGAUGGAUAUGUUACAUCUGUGCACAAGAGACAACAAUCUUACUAGAAAAAUGUCUGAACUUGGACUGCAAAUUGCCUGCAUGUGUAAUGCCUGGAUCUGCCUUUGUUACCUUGCAGGGUGGCUUCCUCCUGAAACUCUGUAAUGGAGCUUGCAUUGCACAGGAGGAAAUGCUUUUGCUAUCCGAGUUUGUCAUUCUUAAACUCUCUGCCUGAUAUAAACCUAAAAAAUGCUGAGGGAUGAGGUAAAUGUGCAGUAGGAACUGGAAGUCUGUGAUGUUAGGCUCCCUUAAAUCCAGAUGUAAAAAGAUUGAGCCUAAAGCCUUGCACUCACGGCUCCACACUUCUGUAUGAAAAGGAAAAACCCUUAGCUGUGUCCAGCUAGUAAAAAAAGGAGGAGGUGACUUCUUGCAUGUCUGAUUUAGGGGAACAAGUUUUAUCUUCAGACUCAGUACCCUUACUUGUAAAGCAGCUUGGAUAUCAACUUAAAACUGGAAGUAUUUUUAAUUGGGUGCUUGCCACGGAAUGUGGAUGAGCUUGAUGUGGCAGUUGAACUUGCUUGCAUUUUUAAAUUUCAUGCUGAUAUAAAGAAUGGAUGGUGAUACACUAAGAGCUUAAAUGAGCAGUAAAUUAAAUUUCCAGCACGU
Messenger RNA from Ficedula albicollis (Collared flycatcher), 1705 nucleotides. RefSeq names its product phosphatidylcholine transfer protein (gene PCTP). Gene Ontology annotation, molecular function: phosphatidylcholine binding; phosphatidylcholine intramembrane carrier activity. The record is from RefSeq and is a predicted model, not a curated record. NCBI's taxonomy places the organism in Eukaryota, Metazoa, Chordata, Aves, Passeriformes, Muscicapidae. The coding region runs from base 216 to 776 and encodes 186 amino acids. The transcript is spliced from 5 exons.